Messenger RNA from Lolium rigidum, 2577 nucleotides. RefSeq names its product DEAD-box ATP-dependent RNA helicase 28-like. NCBI's taxonomy places the organism in Eukaryota, Viridiplantae, Streptophyta, Magnoliopsida, Poales, Poaceae. The coding region runs from base 66 to 2399 and encodes 777 amino acids. The record is from RefSeq and is a predicted model, not a curated record. Gene Ontology annotation, molecular function: ATP binding; RNA helicase activity; nucleic acid binding. The transcript has 20 exons.
UCCGCCUCCUCCUCCCCACCGCCGGAAAAACCACUUCUUUGCCUCCCUCGCUCUCUCUCUCCGACAUGGACCCCGACUUCCGGUUCGACCCGGACGGUUCCGACGACGAGGCGGCGGCGGCGGCGGCCUCCGCGCGGCGCAAGCCAGCGCAGUCUCCGUGGGAGUUCUCCACGUACGCGCAGUCCGUGGCGGCGGAGCACGCCAGCCGCCGCACCACCUCCAUCGACGAGAAGAUCUCCCAGGCCCUCAGGGGACGACGCAACCCCUCUAUGCCUGACGGAUCAGAGGACGACGAGGAGGAGGAUGCUGCUGCUGAUGACGAUGAUAGCGACGAUGAGGCGGUGAAGGGGGAGAGCGGGGACGAGGAGGACGAGCUAGAGGACAGCGACGACGACGAAGAGAGCGAGGAGGGGGAGGAGGUGGACGAGGAUGAAAGCGGGGAGGAGGAUGGCGAAGAGGAGGAAGAAGAAGAGGCUGCACAGGAGGAUGAUGAUACACCCGAACAGAGCGGCACUCCGGAUCCUUCCAAGUUUUUCGCGUCGUCGGAAGGAGCGUCCUUCAGCGCAAAUUCCUUUCUUGAGCUCAACCUAUCACGUCCACUCAUUCGAGCUUGUGAAGCACUUGGCUACCAGAAACCAACACCUAUUCAGGCUGCAUGCAUACCUUUAGCAUUAACAGGGCGGGAUAUAUGUGGCAGCGCUAUAACGGGGUCAGGGAAGACAGCUGCUUUCUCUCUGCCUGUGCUGGAGCGUCUACUUUUCCGGCCAAAGCGUAUACCUGCUAUUAGGGUGCUUAUUCUUACUCCAACUAGAGAGUUGGCUGCUCAGGUCCACAGUAUGAUUGAAAAAUUAGCCCAGUUUACCGAUAUCAGGUGCUGUCUCAUAGUUGGUGGACUUCCAACGAAGGUACAAGAGGUAGCUUUAAGGUCAAAUCCUGACAUUGUUGUUGCCACUCCUGGUCGCAUAAUAGAUCAUCUACGCAAUUCCCUUUCUGUUGGCCUUGAAGAUCUUGCAAUUUUGAUCCUUGAUGAAGCUGACCGUUUGCUGGAACUGGGUUUCAGUGUUGAAAUUAAUGAACUGAUUCGCAUGUGUCCUAAAAGAAGGCAGACAAUGCUCUUUUCUGCUACAAUGACAGAGCAAAUUGAUGAACUUGUGAAACUUUCACUAAACAAACCAAUUCGUCUUGAAGCCGAUCCAUCGCUGAAACGCCCUGCAACAUUGACCGAAGAGGUAGUUAGAAUAAGACGAUCACGUGAAGCAAAUCAAGAAGCUGUUCUGCUUGCUCUCUGUUUGAAGACCUUCAAGGAAAGAGUAAUCAUUUUUAGUGGGACAAAGCAUUCUGCUCACAGGUUAAAAAUAAUGUUUGGUCUAUCUGGGAUGAAAGCUGCUGAACUUCAUGGCAACCUUACACAGGCUCAGCGGCUUGAGGCAUUAGAACAAUUCAAAAAACAAGAGGCGGAUAUCCUGAUUGCAACUGAUAUUGCAGCUCGUGGUAUUGAUAUUGUUGGUGUUCGAACAGUAAUAAAUUUUGCCUGCCCACGUGACGUCACAACUUAUCUUCAUCGUGUUGGUCGUACCGCUCGAGCAGGCAGGGAGGGCUAUGCCGUGACAUUUGUUACCGAUGAUGAUAGAUCCCUCUUGAAAGCUAUCGCAAAGAAAGCUGGUUCACAGCUAAAAAGCCGCAUUGUUGCAGAGAAACCUGUGGCUGACUGUGCAAAAUUAAUCGAGCAACUGGAACAUCAAAUUUCUAACAUAAUUCUAGAAGAAAGGGAGGAAAUGGCAUUACGGAAAGCUGAAAUGGAAGCAACAAAGGCAGAAAAUAUGAUAGCUCACAAGGAUGAGAUAUACUCACGCCCAAAGAGAACCUGGUUUGCUACUGAAAAGGAAAAGAAGACUUUGGCAAAGGCUGCUAAAGAAUCCAUGGGUCAAGUUAAAAGUGGUUCCGGAGUUGUUAGCGCUCAGCAAGCCGAAGAUCUUCGUCUGAAGGAGAAAAGGAGAAGAGAGCGUGAGAAAAAUCUACCUAGGAAGAAACGCCGAAAAUUAGAGGCACAACGGGAGAUGCUGGAGGACGACAGGGCAGAUGAGGAGGAAGCUCAGGAAAGCGAAGGAGGGAAGAAAGCAAAGAAUAGCCAAUCUGUAGUUGAUGUGGCUUAUCGUAGGGCAAAAUCAAUGAAGGCUACGGGCAAAAAGGGUAUUGUUGCUGUCAAAGGAAAGAAUGAGAAAAAGGCAAAACAACCUUCUGACAAGGGGCAGACUAGGCAAGAGGAAAUGCACGAACUGUUCCAGAAUGAUAUGAGUGAAUGGAAACAGGGCCGCGCCUUGAAGAAAAAGGACAGCUCUUUUGCAAAGAAAUCCAAGAACUCUUUUAAGAGCAAAUCAAGGUACAAGCGGCGAAAGUAGAAGACCUGUCAACUUAUAAUGGAUUGUCAUAACUGGGCGUGCAUUACCCCUUGUAACAUUUUUGACUAAUUUGCCCCGAGGAAUCCCCAGGGUCCUUAUGUUGUUUACUCACUGUCUCUGUCUAUGAGUUCUAGAAUUGUACCCAUACCAUGUAAUUGCAAUUUCUCCAUUUCUGAAA